AUGGAGGUUUGGGUGAAGGAAGAAAUGAAAAGAUUGCAGAAUCCUUUAGAACAAGUGAAUGAUGGAAAAUAUUUACUUGAAAAUCACCAGUUGGCCAUGGAUAUGGAGAAUAAUAUUGAAAAAUAUCACCUCAAUCUACAGCCCUUGGAAUCAAAAGUGAAAAUCAUUCAGCGAGCGUGGCGCGAGUACCUGCAGCGGCAGGACCCCCUGGAGAAGAGGUGCCCGUCCCCGCCCUCCGUGUCCUCGGACAAGCUGAGCAGCUCCGUCAGCAUGAACACCUUCUCCGACAGCAGCACACCCGUGAGUGCCAUUUACCUUUUCAUGGUCUGA
Molecule: messenger RNA, 330 nt
Organism: Eptesicus fuscus (big brown bat)
Lineage: Eukaryota; Metazoa; Chordata; Mammalia; Chiroptera; Vespertilionidae
Gene: IQCJ
Product: IQ motif containing J
Exons: 4
Coding region: 1-330 (109 amino acids)
Source: RefSeq, a predicted model, not a curated record